This is a messenger RNA of Danio rerio (zebrafish), 2595 nucleotides long. NCBI's taxonomy places the organism in Eukaryota, Metazoa, Chordata, Actinopteri, Cypriniformes, Danionidae. The record is from RefSeq and is a predicted model, not a curated record.
GGGGUUUUCAGUUACUGUGGAAAGGGGGGAAGGGAAACCGAGAUUGGAGGGAGAGAAACUAAGGGCCAGGAGCAGGCGCUUCUGAAGUUCAACCUGCUCUACGACCAUGUGUGAACAGUGGGCAGUGUUUGCAAUAAUCCUGGUCCACAGGAUGGAUCGACGGUAAGGGGACAAGAGGACAGUGAGCUCAUGUCAUGGAAGGGGUUGUUGCAGUCACAUUACAUACAGAGGGCUUGAAGAGUUUUCCACUUGAAUGUAAACACACAGAGGUUAUAACCAAUGGCAACUCCAAAUGCACAACUAUCCAAAAUGGAUGGAUUCCAGCUAAUGGCAUAAAAGAAAAUGGCAACACUUAUCUUAAUCCUGUACCAAUCUCAGCACUAAAACAGAAUGGGCUGUUACAGUCUCUGGCAGCCGGAGGCAAUGAGCCUAAAACCGAAGAGGUAAGCUUGGAGGUGGAGCGAGCACAAGAGGAGUGGGAUGCCCUUGAGAGCAUCCAACCAGUUUUUGCUGAGGAUCAAGCGCCAUCACCGCUGAUCUCCUUCAAUGAAGCUCUGCAGCAUUUUCAAACCACCGAUCUUGGAGAUCUUCUCAAGGGCAUUCAGCCCACUAUUCACAGGACUGGAUUGGCUGCCAUCUCCCAUUUCCUGUUCGGUCCUCCAAGACUACACAAAGACCUUGUAGAGGAGAGAGAUUUAGUUUUCGCCAUUGCACAAUGUCCUCUGGAUAAUGGACAGUCAGUGCACAUGCGUGUACUCCAGACCAUCUACCGGAAACUGACUUGUACACGAGCAGACAGUCCCCGCUAUGGCCCACACUGGGAAAAUGUAGGAUUUCAAGGUUCAGACCCUGCCACUGAUCUAAGAGGAACUGGUUUUCUGGGCCUGAUGCACACUCUUUAUUUUGUUAUGGAUCCAGAGAUACUACCACUUGCUCGAGACAUCUUCAAACUAUCUCAGCAUCAUGUCCAGAAUUUUCCAUUCAGUGUGAUGUCAAUCAACAUGACUCGAAUUGCUCUGCAUGCUCUCAGGGAGGAAGUUCUGUCCAAGGAGUGUAACCGAAGGCAGCAGGUCGUGGCAGUGCUAAAUGACUUUUACGUUGCAACAUUCCUCCACCUCUACCAACUGUGGAAAAGCCAGCGGAAAACUAUAUCUGACUCUGGCCAUGUACUCAAAGAAGUGGAGACCUUUGCUAAGAAGAACCCCAAGCUGAUUCUGAAACGUCUGGAGGGCUACCUGAAGGAAAGACGUGCUGGGACAUCACCUGACACACUGUCACAGAGCAAUCCUUCACCUGGUGACACUGGGUCUCAAUCAAGAAGUCAAGGCGGGAAGGAGGAGAAAGAGAUGAAUUUCACUGGAGUUUGUGAGCUGCCACCUGAGAUGGAGGGCGAAGCGAGACUUAUUUGAGAGGCGUAGAAGCAUUUGAUUUGAUUCUCUUUUUCUCUGAUUCGUAGUUUAUGUCCAUAAGUACAGUCUAAGUCAGGUCUAUAUUGAAACUUGUUGUUUACUGUCUUAAUUUCAAUACAUUACCAGCUCUCAAAGGGUUAGUUCACCCAAAAAUCAUAUAUAUUAUUAAUUACGUUCCAAACCUUAGAGACAUUCGUUCGUCUUCAGAAUACAAAUGAAGAUAUUUUAGGUCAUGCUCAUAGGACAGCAACAGUCUGGCAAAUUAGAAUGUUAAUGAGCUAGAAAAGUUUUGUGUGCACCUAAAACAACAACAAAAAACUUUAUUCAACAGUUUCUUCUCCUUGGUGGCACUAUACGGCAACCUUUCUUGUGUCACGCUUGCUCGCACAUCUUGACAUGUUAAUUCGGAUGUGCCUGUUCUUGGUUUCAAACAGAGGAAGUCACACAUCCAGGGGGUACACAUGUAGCAAAUUAGCUCAAGGAGAAAUAUUUAAAAGUAAUCAUAAUUAGUUAUAAUUAAUGAUUAGGUUUAGAUAAGCUGUAUGCCAGGGCUAUUCAAUCGGCGGCCCGUGACCCAAUUUGUUCAGGCCCUCCAAAUAGUGUGACUAAGACAUCAAAAAUACAUUUAGUUCAGUCGAAAAACAGCCGUUUUAGUUAUAAAGUGACGUGUGUCUGUUCAAUACAUCACGAGCCGCAGUUGAAAGCUGCACAGAGCAUGAGCCACGGCGAGUAGCGCAAGCAGCGAAAACAUUUGGAUACUUAAUCCUUAAGGCUUCUCAACGUCGCGUUUCUGUUGCACGAAACGAAAAUGCUGCAUGUAAAGAAAUCACUCAUAUUGCAAGUCAUACCUGUCCGGCCCCUCAUUUGGGAUGCUUUUCAUGAUCUGGCCCCCAUGACGAACUAAUUGAAUAGCCCUGCUGUAUGCUUUGACUUGAUGUCUCUGGGUCAAGUGUUUAUUUGAUUAAAAAACAUUCAUUUACAGGUUAAAAGAAAUUACCUGGUGACGCAGGGGCGCAGUAGGUAGUGCUGUCGCCUCACAGCAAGAAGAUCGCUGGUUCAAGCUUUGGCUGGGUCGGUUGGUGUUUCGGUCUGGAGUUAGCAUGUUCUCCCUGCGUUUGCAUGGGUUUCCUCCGGGUGCUCCGGUUUCCCCCACAGUCCAAAGACAUGCGUUACAGGGGAAUUGGGU